AUGGGGAUUCAACUACAAGGAAUCGCUCACCACGCCAGGCAGAAGCUGCAACGAACGUUAUCGGCCCGGCUAGCGAGUGUCGUGGCGACGUGCAACAAUGUGCCGAAAGGGCACGUUGCGGUUUACGUUGGAGAAGAAGGGUACAGGAAGAGGUUCAUCAUCCCUGUGACGUAUCUGAACCAUCCCCUGUUCCAAAUCUUGCUGAAUCGAGCCGAGGAGGAGUUCGGGUUCGACCACCCAAUGGGUGGUCUGACCAUUCCUUGCAGUGAAGAGUACUUCAUUAGUCUAACUUCGGCGCUGAAUGUGCCAAAGGGGCAUGUUGCAGUUUAUGUUGGGGAGGUGGAGAUGAUGAUGAAGAGAUUCGUGGUGCCGAUUUCGUACUUGAGCCAUCCUACAUUCCAAGCCUUGCUUAGAAAAGCUGAGGAAGAGUUUGGGUUUGAUCCUCCCAUGGGUGGUCUCACCAUCCCUUGUAGAGAGGAUGCCUUCAUUGAUCUCAUGGCUUCUCAUUUGCAUUGA
Messenger RNA from Linum tenue, 516 nucleotides. The record is from the annotation of a GenBank genome assembly. Lineage: Eukaryota; Viridiplantae; Streptophyta; Magnoliopsida; Malpighiales; Linaceae.